Molecule: messenger RNA, 3248 nt
Organism: Alosa sapidissima (American shad)
Lineage: Eukaryota; Metazoa; Chordata; Actinopteri; Clupeiformes; Clupeidae
Gene: ddx24
Product: DEAD (Asp-Glu-Ala-Asp) box helicase 24
Exons: 9
Coding region: 194-3145 (983 amino acids)
Cellular component (GO): nucleolus
Molecular function (GO): RNA helicase activity; nucleic acid binding; ATP binding
Source: RefSeq, a predicted model, not a curated record
GAGCGCGCAAUCUGGUUGCGUGUUUGCAACCCUGAUGUGAUUGGUCAGAGAAUCAACCACGUGAGGAAGACAUGGCAGCCGCCUCGUGUGCCACAUGAGUGUCUGUUUCUUGAGUGUUUUUGUGGAUAUUUGGACAUUCAACGUUGACGUGCCGGAACAUCUGUUUGGAGACUGAAGAGUCAGUGAUACCACUAUGAAGCCCAAGAAGCCCUUGCCCAAAGGCAGACGCCUGAGCUCCCACAAAAGAGGGAUACUCAUCAAGGGCAAGUGGAAGGCCGUGCAGCUGGACCCAAGCCUUUUCGCCAACGAGGACAUGGGGGGCCUGGUCUGCUUUGAGGAGCUGACCGACUACUCGCUGGUCGAUUCAGACCGAGCCCUCAUCGCAGCAGAGGAGAAACCAGAGAAAACGGCUAAGAAUAAGAAUAAGAAGCGAAAGGCGAGUGAACUGGAAGCUGAGGAGGAGGAGAAAUUGGCGGACGAGGAAGGAGAGCUGGAGGAGGAGGAGGCGGCAGCGGUGGCUUUGGGGGAGGAUGAAGAUGCUGAGCAGGAAGACGGAGGGCCAGAAGGAGACGAUGCAGAAGUGACAGAGAAACCAGCCAAGAAGAAGAGAAAGAAGCAGAAGAAGAAGAAGAAGAAGAAGGAGAGUCAGCCUGCAAAUGAAGCGGACACUACAGCCACUGAGGCCACAGGUGCUGCUGAAGAGACGGGGCAGAAGAUGUCUGCUGACCAGACCAUGGGAGACAGGCAGGAGACCACAAUCAAGAGCCAGGAUGACGAAACCAAAGAUUCUGUGAAGUCCAAAAAAAAAGACAAGAAAAAGAAGGAGAAGAAGAAGCCAGACGCCACCAAACAGACUGCAGCCUGCCAAGAGGAGCUGGCGUCCUCGGCACCAGGCUCUCAGCCCAAGAAGAAGAAGGAGAAGAAGAAGAAGAAGAAGCCGGACAUCACCAAACAGACUGCAGCCUCCCAAGAGGAGCUGGCGUCCUCGGCGCCAGGCUCUCAGCCCAAGCAGAAGAAGAAGGAGAAGAAGAACUGGACCGCGAUGGGUGGUGCCUCGGAGGCGUCGGACGUGUCGGCGUGGAAGGACCUGUUUGUGCCCGAGCCUGUACUGCAGGCGCUGAGCAAGCUGGGCUUCUCGGCCCCUACGCCCAUCCAGGCCCUGGCACUGCCACCGGCUAUCCGGGACCACAUGGACAUCCUGGGCGCCGCGGAGACAGGCAGUGGAAAGACUCUUUCCUUUGGAAUUCCUGUGAUCCAUAAUAUCUUGGAGUGGAAACGUGCCUCUGAGAAUUGGAAGAUGACUAGACUGUCAGACAUGUCAGACACCAUGCCACAGGAAGAGGGUGCUGUUUCUCCUCCAGCCAGUAAUGCCGCUGAUGUUGCUGACAUUACUACUACCACUAUUGCAGAAGAAGAGGCGUCUGAGAGAACCACCAAACAAGAGGAACCAGCAGAGGGCACUGUAGUGACGCCGUCUGUGGUUGUGACUGAAGCAGAUGCCGAGAACGAAGAUGAUGCCAUAGAAGGAGAGGAAGAUGAUGGGGAGGAAAACGAUGUGUCGCAGGAUGAUGAUGAUGAGGAGGAGGAGGAAGAGGAGGGUGGGCUGGAGGUUCAUGAAGAUGAAUGGUGUGAUUUGGAUGAUGAUGAUGGUGGUGGUGAGGGGGAUGAAGUUGACCAAAUCCAAAUCAUGACCACUCAGACUGACUUGGAGAAACCUGAUGAGGCCGGUGACAAGCAGCCACUGUUGGCGCUCAUUCUCACCCCAACCAGAGAGCUAGCUGUGCAGGUGAAACACCACAUAGAUGCUGUCGCUCAGUUCACAGGCAUAAAGACGGCGAUCAUCGUUGGCGGGAUGGCUCCACAGAAACAGCACAGGAUGCUGAGUCGGAAGCCAGAGAUCGUCAUAGCAACUCCUGGCCGUCUCUGGGACCUUAUCAGAGAGGGACACCCCCAUCUUAAAAACCUCAGAUAUCUCCGGUCACUGGUCAUCGAUGAGGCGGACCGAAUGGUGGAGCGUGGCCACUUCGCCGAGCUGGAUAACCUUCUAGAAAUGCUCAGCACGUCCCAGUUCAACCCCAAGCGGCAGACGUUCGUCUUCUCGGCCACUCUGACCAUGGUACACAGCCUGCCCAUGCGGGUCCAGCAGAAGAAAGGUCGCAAGGUCCAGCCCACCAGCAAGCUGGACCUCCUCAUGCAGAAGGUCGGCAUCAAGGACAAGCCCAAGGUCAUCGACCUGACUCGUAAGGAGGCGACAGUGGAGACACUCACGGAGACUCGCAUCCACUGCGAGAAGGAGGAGAAGGACUUGUAUCUCUACUAUUUCCUGUCGCAGUACCCAGGCCGCACCAUGGUGUUCGCUAACAGCAUCGACUGUAUAAAGCGGCUCAACUCGCUGCUGGUCAUCCUGGACCAGACGCCGCUGCCGCUGCACGCUAACAUGCACCAGAAGCAGCGACUCAAGAACCUGGAGAGGUUCGCCGAGAGAGACAACUGUGUCCUUCUCACAACGGACGUUGCUGCUAGAGGACUUGAUAUUCCGAAUGUCCAGCAUGUUAUUCACUACCAGGUUCCGCGUACAUCAGAGACGUACGUCCACCGCAGUGGUCGGACGGCCCGUGCCACUAAGCAGGGUCUGAGCUUGCUGCUGAUUGGUCCAGACGACCUGAUGAACUAUAAAAAGAUCUACCGGACCUUGGGGAAGGACGAGGACCUCCCCAUGUUCCCUGUCCAGACCAAAUGCAUGGCUGCCAUCAAGGAGCGUGUGAAACUAGCCUGGCAAAUAGAGAAGAUUGAGUAUCACAGCGGCAAACAGAAACAGCACAACUCCUGGUUCAAACAGGCAGCAGAGGCCAUGGAGAUCGACCUGGAUGACGACCUGCUCAUGGCUGCGGGCCGUGAUAAGGAGGAAGACCUGCAGCAGCAGAAGAUGGUGAAGGGCAUGAAGAAGCACCUGAAGCACCUCCUGUCCCAGCCGGUCUUCAGGAACGACAUGAAGACCAAGUACCCCACGCAGAUGGGCCGGCUGCAGCUACCCGAGCUGCCCCUGGCCAGCUUAGAGACGGCCAUCACCAGCGUGGCCAGAAACAAGGACAAGAAGAGCCAGUGGAGGAACAACAAGAAGCAGAAGAAAAAAUUAGAGAGUUAGAGAUUUUCUUUGUUUGGCAGGGGUGCUGAUGCAACACAAAGACACACACACACACACACUCACACAUGUGUGAGAUGGCUCUGACCAGCGUGGCCAAAAACAA